Molecule: messenger RNA, 522 nt
Organism: Symbiodinium pilosum
Lineage: Eukaryota; Dinophyceae; Suessiales; Symbiodiniaceae
Source: the annotation of a GenBank genome assembly
AUGUACAAUCAGGAGACUGGCGCUCCAGUUGGUUGCGCAGAGGACUACGUGAGGGACGGGCUGCGCUAUGGCGAGCUGUCAGGGGGCCAGAAGCACCUGAUCUACAUCCUCCGAUACUUUGCUCGCUGCCUAGCUGCUGAUGCUACCUGCAGGGUGGUGCUGCUCUGCGACGAGCUACUAGGAGGCCUGGACUACCUUCGACAGCCGAGAGUCCUGCGGAUGCUCCGACGUCUGAAGAAGGAGCUAAGUUUGGCUGUUCUGUACAUCUCCACUGAGCUCCACCAGCUGCAUCUGGUAGCAGACGACUUUGCCUUUCUCCAUGAUGGUGGAAUCUGCGAAUUUGGCCCUGCAGAGGAGGUGAUGGAGUUUCCAAAGCACCCAGCCACAAAGGAUUAUCUUCAUCAGUUCAAAAGCCUUCCUGGCGGCCACAGACUGGGUGGAAAGCUUGCAGAAGCUUUUGACAAACUUGCAGAGGACGCAGACCUCAACGCAGACUGGCUCUGCCCUGCAAGGCCUCCAUGA